UCCGUCUUCUGCUCAUUGACGACAGAGGAAAGGCAACUUUGAACACAUGGUUCCUCCUUCACUUCUCACAGAGAUGAGAGGAGCAGCUAUGAGUUUAACUGCAGCAGCGAGUGGAUUAGUUGUCUUCCUGCUCUCUGUGUCAGUGGUUCAGGGUCAGAAUGGCUGGGGAGUGACUUACUCUUCUACUAAGAUCUGUGCAGUGAAAGGAUCAACAGUGGAGAUAAGAUGCAGCUACACAUACCCAUAUACAUGGAAUGGUGGUGUUAACACAGUGGAGAAAACAUUCUGGUUCACUAAAAAGAAAGGUGGUAAACGUGUAGAUCUGAAAACAGUCUCAAAGUAUGCAGGUCGUGUAGAGGAUCUCUGUGAAAACAACAUCUGCACUCUGAGAAUCAGAAACCUGAGAAAGAGCGACUCAGCUGAGUACAUGUUCAAGUUUGAAACAAACCAAGCAGGAGGAAAAUAUGGUGGUUGGACUGGCGUCACUUUGUCCGUCUCAAAUCCAGAUCUCCAGGUCACAUCAGAUACAAACUGGCUGUAUUGUCAGAUCAGUUGUCCUCAAUCUUCUAAUCCUUCCUACAUCUGGUACAAGAACGGACAAAUAAUCCAGGGAGAAACAUCUCGUUAUACAAGCAACCCGAACAAGGCAGACAGUUAUUCCUGUGCUUUGAAGGGAUAUGAGGACUUUCCCUCUCCUGCAGUGUGUGUCACUGGUCAAACCUGCAACAGAGUGAUUUACACUGAGAGAAGCAUCUGCGCCCCCAAAGGAUCAUCAGUGAACAUUUCCUGCAUGUACAGCAGCUUUGAAGACGAUGUUAAAUCUAAGUUCUGGUUCAUUCCUGAGCGUCGUCAUCAGGGACAGAAUCCCUCUCAGCCUGAGGACCUUAGUGAAGACCCCCAGUAUGCAGGUCGUGUUCAGAUCCUUGAAACAGAGAGAGGACGCUCCACUCUGAGGAUCUCUGACCUGAGAGACUCAGAUUCAGCUCAGUAUCUCUUCACAUUCAAAACAUCAAGCUUUGAAUGGAGGAGUGAUUUACCUGGUACAACUCUGACUGUCACAGCUCUCCAGGUGCAGGUGAUCAGAGCAAAGGUCUACAACUAUUCUACUGAGGCAGAGCUGAAGUGUCACAGCAGCUGCAGUCCAGCUGGUUCUCUGAACUACGUCUGGUUCAAGAACAGAGAGAAAAUCACGACGACGAUGAAAUCUUCUUAUAAAGGCUUGUUUCAGCCCAGAGACAACAUCUCUUGUGCUUUUGAAGGACAUGAAGACCUCCCCUCUCCUCCAGUGUCUAGCUACACCUGGUACAAGGAGGAUGAAGACUCUCCAAAUGCUUCAGGACAGAUCUUCAACAUCACUGACUUCAGAGCUGAACAAAGUGGGAGUUAUUCCUGUGGAGCCCAGAACAAGUUAGGACGUAGUAACUCCACCUUACAUCAGAUUGUUGUGGCAGGAGGAUCAUGGAAGCUACUACCAGCUGCUGUAUCAAUCCCUGUUGUUCUCCUGGCUGUCAUUUCUCUCUCUGUCUUCCUGUGGAUCAGAAGAAAGAGGGCUUCCAGAGACUCGUCUGAGCCCGAAGAGAGAGCGGACAACAGGGAAGAGUGUGUACCUGAUCAGCCGGAGCAGCAGGAGGACCUUCAGUAUGCCAGCGUUCACUUCUCCAACAACCGGGCAGAUCCUCUUUAUUUCAACAUGAGAGCAGCUCGGCCCCUCAGACACAUGGAGCAACAGGAGGUCCCGGAGUACGCUGCCGUCAAGUUCAGCAGUGCUGCCCCGAGGUGA
Molecule: messenger RNA, 1780 nt
Organism: Trematomus bernacchii (emerald rockcod)
Lineage: Eukaryota; Metazoa; Chordata; Actinopteri; Perciformes; Nototheniidae
Exons: 10
Coding region: 47-1780 (577 amino acids)
Source: RefSeq, a predicted model, not a curated record